UUUUCAACAAUAAAUUUAGAAGAGAAUUAAUUUUUUGUAUUCAUUAUACAACUUAAUUAAAUUUCGUCAUAUUUUUUACAUGUUUAUUAAACAAGUUUCUUCAAUAACUUUUUGUUGUAAAUUUUUGCGCAAACCGCCUGUUCUACUGACACAUCGCAGCAAAAGCCAUUUAAUUCAACUUUUGUCAACAAGCCAUCUUCAGUCGGUAGGUUUCAACCAAAGCAUCAGCAGAGGAAUGAGUAGUAAAAGUACUGCCGAAUUUGCAACUGCUGCAGGAGAGUCCAGGGCGAAUAAGAUGCCUUCUAAGAGCGCUUUGGAUUUAGAGCCAAUAUUAAGGCUAAACAACAUAACAAAGAGUCAACAGGAUACCCGCGACUAUAGAGGAUUACAAUUGCAGAAUGGGAUUAAAGUGUUACUUAUUAGUGAUACUAAAACCGAUGUUUCAGCUGCUGCCUUAGCAGUACAAGUCGGCCACAUGUCGGAUCCAGAUAAUUUGCCGGGCUUAGCUCAUUUUUGUGAGCACAUGCUUUUUCUGGGAACAGAAAAGUAUCCUCACGAAAAUGGCUAUACAACGUAUCUCUCUCAGAGUGGUGGCAGUAGUAAUGCUGCUACUUAUCCCCUCAUGACUAAAUAUCAUUUCUAUGUGGCACCUGAAAAGUUGGAUGAGGCUCUAGAUCGUUUUGCACAAUUUUUUAUUGGACCACUUUUUACACCCAGUGCUACGGAACGAGAAAUUAAUGCGGUUAAUUCGGAGCAUGAAAAAAACCUUUCAAGUGAUGUGUGGCGCAUUAAACAGGUUCAAAGGCAUUUGGCAAAACCGGGUCAUGCUUACAAGAAGUUCGGCAGUGGUAAUAAGACAACACUUUACGAAAUCCCAAAACAACACAAUAUUGAAGUACGAGAUGAAUUACUAAAGUUCCAUAAGCAGUGGUAUUCGUCCAACAUUAUGAGUUUGGCGGUUAUUGGAAAAGAGACCUUAGAUGAAUUGGAAAAUAUGGUAAUGGAAAAGUUUUCAGAAAUUGAAAAUAAAAAUGUGGAAAUUCCACAUUGGCCCAGAGAGCCAUACGAUAGCGAACAAUAUGGACAAAAGGUUAUGAUUGUACCAGUUAAAGAUCUGCGUUCACUUACAAUUAGUUUCACCACAGACGACCUUACACAAUUUUAUAAAUCUGCCCCGGACAGUUAUUUAUCACAUUUGUUGGGACAUGAAGGCAAGGGCAGCUUAUUAUCAGAAUUGCGACGAUUGGGAUGGUGCAAUGAUUUUCUAGCAGGUCACCAGAAUACUUUAAAUGGAUUUGGUUUCUUUGAAAUUUCCAUAGAUCUAACUCAGGAAGGAAUUGAUCAUGUUGAUGACAUAACUGAAAUAGUCUUUCAAUAUCUAAGAAUGUUACGUGAGCGUGGACCACAAAAAUGGAUAUUUGAUGAGUGUGUUAAGAUUAAUGAAAUGCGCUUUGGCUUCAAGGAAAAAGAAAAACCGGAACGUUUAGUUACUGGUGUGGUAUCAUGUAUGCAGGUAUAUCCCUUGGACCAAGUGCUAACUGCUCCAUAUCUAAAUGAUGAGUGGAGACCUGAUCUGAUUACUAAACUUCUUGAUGAGUUGGUACCCUCUAAAUGUCGUGUUGUAGUUGUUGGGCAGAACUAUGAAAAAGAAGCCAAUUUAACCGAGCCCCAUUAUAAAACUAAAUAUGGAACCUGUAAAAUUGAUAAAGACACCCUAAAGAAAUGGGAGAAUUGUGAAUUAAAUGAAAACCUAAACUUGCCCUUGCCAAACGCCUUUAUACCAGAAAAUUUUGAAUUGGCUCCAUUUGAUACGGAUUUAUCAAAGCACCCCGUGAUUGUUAUGGAUACACCCAUUUUAAGGGUGUGGCAUAAACAGGAUAAUUUUUAUUUGAAACCAAAAGCCUGUAUGUCUUUUGAUAUGUCAAAUCCAAUCGCUUAUUUGGACCCCUUGAAUUGCAAUUUAAAUUAUUUAAUGGUUGCCCUAAUAAGAGAUCAAUUGAAUGAAUAUCUCUAUGAUGCAGACUUGGCAGACUUGAAACUUCAAGUUUCUCCCCGCUCGAAUGGAAUUGAUUUUACAAUAUCAGGUUACAACGACAAACAAGUCGUGCUAUUGAAGAAACUUCUUGAUCAUUUGUUCGACUUCAACGUCGAUGAAAAGCGUUUCCAUAUACUUAAAGAUGAAUACAAACGUUCUCUCAAAAAUUUUAGUGCUGAACAACCCUACCAACAUUCAAUUUACUAUUUGGCUCUGCUAUUAACUGAGAAUGCUUGGGCAAAUAGUGAACUUCUCGAUGCUAUGGAACUUGUUACGUUUGAUCGUGUUCUCAGCUAUGCUAAAGAGUUUUUCUCCCGCCUACACACUGAAUGUUUUAUUUAUGGAAAUGUAACAAAACAACAAGCUCUGGAUAUAUCUGGCAUGGUAAAUAAACGCUUGGAAGGAACAAAUGCAAUGGUGCUGCCUCUGCUUGCCCGACAGAUGCUUGGCAAAAGAGAAUACAAAUUAUGUGCCGGCGACAGUUAUUUGUUCGAAAAGGAUAACAAUUACCACAAGAGUUCUUGUGCUCAAUUGUACUUUCAAUGUGGACCCCAAACAGAUCGUAGCAAUAUUAUGGUCAAUUUAAUAGCACAAAUUUUAACGGAACCCUGCUAUGACUGCUUGCGUACUAAGGAACAAUUGGGCUAUAUUGUGUUUAGUGGCAUGCGCAAGGUCAAUGGAGCAAAUGGUAUACGCAUUAUUGUACAAUCAACUAAACACCCAUCCUAUGUGGAGGGUCGUAUUGAAACUUUUCUCGAAACAUAUUUGACAGCAAUUGAGAAAAUGUCCCAAGAGGAGUUUGAUCGGCAUAAAGAGGCAUUGGUAGUGAAAAAACUGGAGAAACCAAAAACAGUAAAUUCACAAUUUAGUAUGUUUUAUAGUGAAAUUGCAUUGUCGCAAUAUCAUUUCGAACGCAGUGAAGCUGAAGUUGAUAUUCUGCGUACUAUAACAAAAGAGGAAUUACUUGAAUGCUAUAAAACUUUUAUAGGGCGUGACAGUCCGGAAAGACGCGUACUCGCUGUUCAUAUAGUCUCAAAGCAGAGUCCACAGGAUGACAACAAGGACGUUGAAAAACCAACGGAAGAUGACAAUGUAAUUGCCCUAUUGGAACGACAUGCUAAAAUCACAGACUUGGUUGCAUUCAAAUCAAGCAAAGAACUUUAUCCCUUAUGUUCACCAUUCCUUGACAUAAGAGCCAAAGGAGCACGCAGCAAAUUAUAAAUUAAGUACAAUACGAUGCUUUAAAAAUAUUUUAAAAAUAGUAAUAUUUGUUAAAAAAAAAAAUACAAAAAAAAAAUUAAUUAAUUAACACUUUUCUUUAAUAAAGAACAUAUUAAAGAAACAUUUAAA
Messenger RNA from Calliphora vicina (urban bluebottle blowfly), 3385 nucleotides. RefSeq names its product Insulin degrading metalloproteinase (gene Ide). Lineage: Eukaryota; Metazoa; Arthropoda; Insecta; Diptera; Calliphoridae. Gene Ontology annotation, biological process: peptide catabolic process. The transcript is spliced from 17 exons. Gene Ontology annotation, molecular function: metal ion binding; metalloendopeptidase activity. The record is from RefSeq and is a predicted model, not a curated record. Gene Ontology annotation, cellular component: cytosol; mitochondrion. The coding region runs from base 80 to 3256 and encodes 1058 amino acids.